Corticium candelabrum is the source of this 5393-nucleotide messenger RNA. RefSeq lists its product as uncharacterized. Bases 530 to 5176 code for a protein of 1548 amino acids. Gene Ontology annotation, biological process: signal transduction. Lineage: Eukaryota; Metazoa; Porifera; Homoscleromorpha; Homosclerophorida; Plakinidae. The record is from RefSeq and is a predicted model, not a curated record. Gene Ontology annotation, molecular function: protein binding. The transcript has 7 exons.
CCUGUGACUUUGUAUUCUCUCAAUGCACCAAUAACGACUCCACGGCACAAACGGCUGCUGAGGGCAUGACUCAUAUACGGAUUGGAAUGUGGGCGAAUACGCCACCAAAUGACGUCGGAUCGGAUUCGAAACAACGUCAUAACUAUAUUUUGGACAUAGCGAUCUCUAUGACGUUGCUUUUGGACUUUCCACAACAACAACAACAGGUUCUUCCAGUGAUCUUAUAAGGUUAUGUCUCUAAGUACACCACCUUCACACUAGCAACUUCAGAACUGAGUUGGACCAGAUAAAUUUUCUUCAAGAGUACCAUUACUCUACUUAAAAUACUUGUUGAUAAAGGCCUUGUCUUGAUGCCUAUUUUGGCAAUCUCGGUCAAUUUUUACUAUACUAUUUCUGGGUGGACACUUUUAGUGUGGUUCAGCUAGUUGCAGCUCAAAUAGUAUUGAACUGUUAGACUUAUGUUGUAGUUUGUAUAGAUAGUUAUGAAUGUAAUGCAUAUUUAUGGUGAAGUAGCAGUGCAUGUACUGAAAUGACUGUACUGACAAUGUUUACAAAUGUCAUCGAUAUACUUGUAAUAAUAGACAAUGUACGAGGUUCUUUUGUUUCUAUACUACGGGAUCUGGAUGCCAUCGAUGCGGGAAGUGAGAUGGUUGUUUCUUUAACACCACAUGGAGCUACAAUAGCAUGGUCCUUUUGUCAAGCAAUUGUGGCAUUUCCUCAAUUUUUGCAUAUUACAAGGCAUAUGACUAGCUUGAGUUCACACUUGACUGCUGAUCAGGCACACUCUGUUACUGUACCUCGUUCGGAAUCUUCACAAAGGAACAAGCCUUUUCUGCAGUCGGUCUCAAGCACAUCUUCAGGAUUUCAAUGUGGACAUUCUUUAGGAGUUGCUCGCAAAUUUUCUUCGACUAAUUCUGCAGGCUUGUCAGAAAGCAACUGGUCUAGAGAACCAGAAGAACAGCUACAUCUUCAUCCAGCAUUGCAAUCUUGGCAAAGCUCUGAUUUAGGUUUAUCUGCUGUGGAUGGUGACUUUUCUAACAGAACCACAGCUCGACAAACAGUUAUUCUAAUUGAACAGUUUGCAUUUCAUCUGUUUUUUAUGGUGACACGCAUACCUUAUCAAGUACUGGGUGCUCAGUGUAACGAUUUGAAUCAUGAAUACAUGACAGAUGGGAUAUCAAAUCUCUCUGAAGUUGUAGCUCAGUAUAUUGACUCAUCUGCGGUCGACUUGAAGCUGUGGCCUUCUUCAGAAGUUGGUGGAGCUGCUAAUGCUUUAAAGUCCUCUUUUGAACAGAUCAGAAAGAAAGUUCAACGUAGUCUUGAGGAAGUAAGGUCAGGUUAUGUGCCAGCUAGUGUAGGGGGUGCAAGUUAUGGACAAAUUCAACGAGAAGCAGAUCAGUUUUCACGAGAUGUUCGAAGUCAUCUUCAACUAAGAGAACCACACAUUAUAUUCAUAUUUGAUUUUCAUCGAAAAGUUGCCGUUUUGAACUCUCGAUGGAGUGCAGGAUUUUACAAGUUUGGUGUUGGACUGAAUCCAAUGGAAGCACGAAUAUUUAGAAAUGAGGCACGAGAAUUUGUUGUAGUGACUAGGAGUGUUCCUAACAUUUUCACUCAACUUUAUUUGGAUGCCAUUCAGGCAGCUCGCUAUCACUGUUCUAGAUUUCAGUUAGGUCAAUACAAUGACUGCAAGGAGUUUGGAGUGCAGCUUACAUUUGUGCGAUUUCUUAGUGACCACAUGAAGUCGAAUUUGUCAGUCCCAAGUGAUGGGAACAUACAGUUUAUAGAGUUUCGUGUUCCACAGGAUGAGUUUUACAAAGGCAACUUGUUACAAAUGUAUGAGGCAGGCCUAUUGCGCAUUGAAGAUUUAUAUGAUGAAAACACGCCUUCACAAGAAAGAGCUGGAACAUUGCAGGAAGAUGGUGACCUUCAGAAGGCUUUGAAAUUGUCCUUGCAAGAGUCACGAUCAAGACAGCCUCAGAGUGCAGGUAGUCUAGAUUUAAAGCAAGAUAUGCAAAUCAGUUUGGUUGGUAGUGAUGGUUUUAAUGACCAUGAAAUUGAUCUGGCAAUUAGUAUGAGUCUAGCUGAAUCAAUGCAAACUGAGAAAGGAAAUGGUUCAGGUCAGUUGACAUUGAGUGAAGAAACACUGUCAUUUUCUGAUCAGAACAGUGGUGUACUAGAGACUGAAUUACAGAAACAAGAAAAUGGACAUCAGCUUGGCACUCCAUCUCAAAAGGAAUCAAUAAAUAGUUUGGUUGUUCAAGGUGAAGGAGAUUCUACUACUUCAAAACAAAAAGUUGCUUCAAAGCAGAAAUUACAAAGUAGGGAUAGCCCAAUGGCAAGCUCUCUGUCUUCUUCUGGGUACAUUCCACAGGAUCCUUGUUUGCAUUUAUAUUGUCAUGAAUUUACUGUUGAUGGCUUCAUUGAAGUAAGUUUUCUUCGCAUUGACGUUGUUGGUCGAGAUAAAGUUGGUAAGACAAGUCUGACACGGUCAUUGACUGGACAGCAUUACAUAAGUACUUUAUCAAGCACACAGGGUGUGAAAGCUAUGGAUAUUGCUGUUAGUCAUCUGCAAGACUGGAAAGUGUCCAAAGAAGGUGAAGACUUAACUCAACUAUGUAAUCAUUUCAUUGCUUCAAAUAUUGCUGAAAGAUUGAGGUCAGGACGAAAUCUAAAAGGUAAUCAUCUGUCAAUUAUCUCUAGUGAGAUUUCGAGUUCAAACGUGCAGGUGGAUUCGGUGAACAGUAACAAUCAAGAGACCCAAACAACGACAACAUUGAAACAGCUUGAGCCAACAACCAAAACAAGUGGCAGCAUUGAGACUCAAGAGACACAAGAGUGUGACUUUACGGAGGAAUUUGUGAAGAAAUUGCUAUCUAAAGUGAAGCCUGAAUCACCAGACGAAAUAUCUGAUGAAGUAAAACAAUUGAUAGGACAAUACCAUCGAGGAGAAUUAUCACUGAAAUGUCAAGACCGUCAAAUUCUUGUGUCAGUGUUUGAUUAUGGAGGUCAUACUGUGUACCAACCCAGCCAUGCUCCUUUUUUAGACGGAGAGGCACUGAAAUUAAUAGUAUUUGAUGCUUCUACUCGUCUUCAGGAUCCUUGCAAACAUUCAUCUUUUAUAUAUAAGGAAGUUUCUGAACUUUUUUGGGGCAUGCUUCACAUGACUAACUGGGAAGUUGUGGAAGAAUGGCUAUCCCAUGCUUUUAUAACUUCUCAAAGUAGUAGCAUGCCUGGUAUGUGCCUUGUUGGAACCCAUAAAGACCAAGCUCUAAAGGUUUCAGAUUGUUUGCUAAGUGAGCAGUCUGAGUAUGUGAGAAGGAUGUUAGAUGGAAAGCCAUAUAAAGACUACAUUCUUUGUCGUGAAAAUGGCAGGGAAUUUAUUUGUGUUGACAAUACACUGUCUGGUAAAGGCAAAGAAACAGAUUUGGAUGAAGGUGUUCGGGUAUUGAAGAAUGUUAUUGAGAAACGGGCUGUUGAUAGAACAGAAAAAGUACCAGUUCGAUGGUUUCAGCUUGCAAUGGUUAUUAGAGAACUUAGGAGCAAAGUACAGAUUGUGUCUUUUACAGAUUUGAUACACUUAGCCAGUCAGUUGAACUUGUUUAGAGGUGAUGCAGACUUUGACAAAGCGGUGGCAUUUUUGAGUAGAAAGGGUGUGGUGCUUCAUCGACCUGUUGUCUUAUUUGAUACGCAUCAGAAGUCAUUAGUCAUUGAUCCACAAUGGAUGACUGAACAGUUUUGCAAAGUACUGACAAUACAUUGGAAAAAUGACAUUAAUUGUAGGUUUUGGCCUGAUUUGGCUGAUUUGCAGCAGAAAGGCAUUCUUACACUUUCUUUUGCAUUGUAUCUACUCGAAGGCUCAGAAGAAAUGAACCAGAAAAUACUAAAGUUGAUGGAAUCAUAUGAUCUUAUAUGUCCUUUUAUGUUGCCAGCACAGAGAACAUCUGGUGGCAAUGCAUCUCGGCAGCCCAUGUCUUCUAGUGUUGACAGUUUGCCUGUUCCAGGUCUAAAGGCGUUUUUUGUACCUUCUCUGCUGUGUCCAAGUAAACAGUUGCUUGAGAAGGAUUAUUUGCAGGUAGGAGAGAAGGUUACUCACCUCUGGUUUCGUCUUCCGAAAUGUCGAAUUCCUGAACAACUUGCUACUCGCUUGUUGGCUCAUCUAGUGAAUAAGUAUAGGUAUUUGCCACAGCUAUUUUAUCGAGCAGGUGUGUUCAAUGUUGUUGACGGUCACAGACUUCAUUUGGUUCUAAAAAAUGGAUAUUUGCAAUUGUCAAUGUACAUAGUUGAUGACAAGUUUGACAGUCACUCUGCCAGUUACUGUGAGAAAGCUCGAAAUAUUGUCCAAUCCAAGGUGGCAAACACGUUGAGGACGGAUUUUCCUGGUCUAGAUAAGCUACAGAGAGGAUUUCUCAAUGAAGACCAGAAUUUUUCUGUCUUUUAUAAAGUCAAGAAGAAACGUUCAGGUGUAUUUCAGUUGAAAAGUGAUGAUGGGAAAGUGAUGGCCACACCGGAACUAUUUCAUUUAUGGUUUAAAGACAAAAAGCAGGAAGCGGAUGUUACAGGAGACUCUGAUCAGUUUGAAGCUAGUUUGAGAGAUGAUAAAGUUGGUCAUGAUUGUUUUCAGAGUACAGACAGCUCUAAGCCUAAUUAUCUAUCAGUUAAAGACAGUGUGCAGCAUCUUCUAACCCAAGAUCGACUUAAGCCUUUGUUGACGGCUGUUGCAGUACUCCUGGAUGACGAGGAACCUUGGCCUGAGAAACCUUGGCCUGAGAAACCUUGGCCUGAGAAACCUUGGCCUGAGAAACCUUGGCCUGACCAACCACUUUGUGGGAGUGCAUCAGCUGGCAGUGCUGUUGGACAACGAAAGGGGAACUGGAGGGGAUUGUGGGAAUGCCUGGUUGGAGAAUCUCCUCCACCCAUACCUUGUGACAGUCCUUUCAUUUGCCUUCUAAAGAAGUGGUCUGAAGAAUAUGGAGACAAAGCCAUCAUUGGCAGUUUAAUUGAGGGUCUUAGUGCAAUACGAAGAUUUGAUAUUGCAAAUUUGUUGUUGUUGAAUCUUGGUCGAGGCAACGAAUGUUAUGAUGAAAUAAAAGCUUCUGGAAACUUUGAAGUGUCAGGACACAAUGUUGCUGCUGGCUUUAUGCCUUCAAUAACUGUUAAUAAUAAUUAUUAUUGUUAGAUAGUACUACAAUGAGAAAGCCCGAUAAAUGAUGUUCUAGUCUUUAUGUUAUUAAUUGUUUUGCUUUUUCUUUUAAUGGUGAACUUCAGUUUUAGAUUUUUGUUUUAAUUGGCUUGUUGUAAGUAAUCUAUUAGUUUUCCACGUGUUUUUUGCUUGUACACUGUAUUAGUAACUAUAUAUCAUUCUUAAAAUCCUGGAAUGAAUGCAGAGCUCAAAA